Molecule: messenger RNA, 1208 nt
Organism: Diospyros lotus (date-plum)
Lineage: Eukaryota; Viridiplantae; Streptophyta; Magnoliopsida; Ericales; Ebenaceae
Product: zinc transporter 2-like
Exons: 3
Coding region: 62-1066 (334 amino acids)
Biological process (GO): zinc ion transmembrane transport
Cellular component (GO): membrane
Molecular function (GO): zinc ion transmembrane transporter activity
Source: RefSeq, a predicted model, not a curated record
GACCACUCGCCACCAAAUCUAUAAAAAUGGCCGUCCGGAACCCGUCUCCGCCAUCUCUACCAUGUCCCGCCUCUUCUUUCUCCUCCUUCUCGUCCUCUCUGCCGCCGCCCACGGCGGCCACGACGACUCCGAUGUGGACGCCGAGGCCGGCAAGCCCAAUCUCCGGGAGGGGUCCUUGAUAUUGGUGAAGAUAUGGUGUUUGAUAAUCGUGUUCGCCGGCACGUUCGCCGGCGGCGUGUCACCCUAUUUCAUGAAAUGGAACGAGGGUUUUUUGGUUCUGGGCACGCAGUUUGCCGGCGGCGUGUUUCUGGGCACGGCUCUCAUGCAUUUUCUCAGCGAUUCGAAUGCGACUUUUGGGGACUUGACGAGCAAAGAAUACCCGUUCGCGUUCAUGCUGGCUAGCGCUGGGUAUUUGCUCACUAUGUUGGCUGAUUGCUUGAUUUCUUAUGUUUACGGGAAGCAGGGAAAUGGGUCCAACAAUGGAGACGUCGAGCUUCAAGGUCAUGGCAAUGGCAGGUCUUCACAGUCUGAAAAUCAGGUCCACAAUAGCGCAGACAAUCACUUAGCCAAAACCCCGCUUACAGCCGCCAGAUCGGUUGGCGAUACCGUCUUGCUAAUAGCUGCCCUGUGCUUCCACUCGGUCUUCGAGGGCAUCGCAAUUGGGGUUGCAGAAACAAAGGCCGAUGCUUGGAAGGCUCUAUGGACAGUCUGCCUGCACAAGAUAUUUGCAGCCAUUGCAAUGGGAAUAGCCCUGCUCAGGAUAAUCCCGGACCGCCCCCUGGUGUCGUGUGUGGCCUACGCCUUCGCGUUCGCGAUCUCAAGCCCUAUCGGCGUGGCCAUUGGGAUCAUCAUAGACGCCACGACGGAGGGCGCCGUGGCCGACUGGAUUUAUGCCAUUUCGAUGGGCAUUGCUUGUGGUGUCUUCGUGUAUGUGGCCAUUAAUCAUCUGUUGUCCAAAGGGUACUCUCCACAAAAGCCAGUGCUAGUUGACACUGCCCGUUACAGGUUCUUGGCAGCCCUUUUGGGCGUUGGGGUGAUUGCAGUUGUGAUGAUUUGGGACACUUGAGACUUCUUGUCAAGUUUGGCUUCAAUGUAUGUGCUUAGUGGUAACACAAUAUAGAAGAAAUUUCAAAGGAUUUUUGUGUGAAUUUGGUAGAUCUUUUAAACCUGGGCAUUGAAUGAUCAAUUACAUGGGUUCUUUUGUUCUA